Molecule: messenger RNA, 10358 nt
Organism: Cydia fagiglandana
Lineage: Eukaryota; Metazoa; Arthropoda; Insecta; Lepidoptera; Tortricidae
Gene: Ac3
Product: adenylate cyclase type 8
Exons: 21
Coding region: 708-3896 (1062 amino acids)
Biological process (GO): intracellular signal transduction; adenylate cyclase-activating G protein-coupled receptor signaling pathway; cAMP biosynthetic process
Cellular component (GO): plasma membrane
Molecular function (GO): adenylate cyclase activity
Source: RefSeq, a predicted model, not a curated record
UCAAUGUGGUAGUUAUACAUUGAAAUUCCAUAAUGUAACAUAAACGCUGGCAAUGAGUAAAAAUCAGUGAAACAAAUAACUUGUCGUUUAAAAGAGGCUUCACGGUCACGCCAGUUACGAGUGCGUCGUAACGAUUGUCAAUAUUGAAAUCAGCAGGUGUAUGUAUCUAGAGCUCGUGUUCGGACAAAACGGCGGUCAGUAGACAGUCGAGUUAAUGGACGGCCAUCGGAACAAUGUUUCAGCGUGUAAUUUAUUCAUUACACAGCCGUCCUCGAUCAGACGGCGGUAACGGAAAGUCUCCGCCUGAUGAUCUCUGACGCACUGAACCUAGCCACAUUAAACUUUGGUCACAGUAGGUUUGCACGUUAAACAUGUUGAAUUUUCCCCAACAACCUAUACCUAAAUAGGUACCUAAAUAAAUUCUCUAAUAAAUAUAAUUUAAUCGCGACAAAUGAAUACCGGCGUUUUCCUUGAUCGAUUAUUUCAUUCUAUUAUUAUACUAAAAUUGCCUAUAAUCAAUAUAACCGCUUAGUAGUUGAAUUCUUGUAGCUACUAUACAACUGUUAUUAGUUUCCAAAUAGUUUCCAGUUUACAUGUGUCACCAUUAAAUUAAAUAAUUAUGUGGUAGUGAAUUACGUAAAUUUGUAGUGGUGAAAUAAAGUGAUAAUGUGCCUCUCAAGUACAUUAAGUUUGAUGCAGUGAAAACAAUGGAGAAGUCGAUGCAAGCGCGGGCGCUGAAUAAAUUUUCAUGUUGGGUAUGCUUGGUUCCACCAUGGGGCUUCUCGGACCUGAAGGAGGAGGAGUUGUAUACGACGUACACGCAGCGGCAACGGCAACGCGCCGUGCCGCGGCUGCUAGCCGCCGGCGUCCUGCUGCAGGCGUUCGCGGCGCUCGUGCCGGGCGAGCGCGACCUGGCCUUCGCCUACACCUCCGUUACCCUCGCGCUCCUGCUCAACCUCGCCCUAGCCCUAGUCUACAUAACGAUACGCCCCGCGAGGCUCGCGCUCAACCACGUGGCUUGGCUGGCGCUCUGGAUUCAACUCCUAGUGAGCGCGUCUCGGCGACUAGGCGACUCUUAUAACGAAUUGCUUGGUUGGGCUGUCGUGCUCCAAUAUUUCACGCUAGCCGCGCUACCGUUCCAUUACCUGCUCCUGAUACUCUAUAGCACGAUCUCAUUCACCGCUUAUUUAUUGGUACAAUACUACAGCGCAAUGAUUACGGAAAACAAACUUCCUGACGACUUCAGUUUACAGCAAAUAUCGAAUGGGUUGUUAUUGUUGGGAGCGACAUUAUUGGGCGGAACCGCUUAUGGUGUCGGCGAAUGGCAGCAACGAUGUUCAUUCAAAGUAACAAAAAGAAGUUUACGUGACAAACUCACCAUUGAACAACAAAGCAAAGAACAGGAGCGGUUAUUACUGUCGGUGCUUCCGGAACAUGUUGCCGUGCAGAUGCGAAAAGAUCUUGGCCUUAUUGAUACGCAGUUCAAAAAGAUUUACAUGUCACGCCAUGAAAAUGUCAGCAUCCUGUAUGCGGAUAUUGUGGGUUUCACUGCGAUAUCGUCUACAUAUUCGGCGCAAGACCUUGUUGCAAUUUUAAAUGAGUUAUUUGCUCGAUUUGAUCGCUUGGCAGAGAAAUAUCAGCAACUGCGCAUCAAAAUUCUCGGGGACUGUUAUUACUGUAUCAGCGGCGCCCCCGUAGAAAAACCUGACCAUGCCGUCCUUUGUGUACAUAUGGGCCUGUCCAUGGUUAAAGCUAUUAAGUACGUGCAGCAAACGACAAACUCCCCAGUGGACAUGCGCGUGGGCAUCCACACGGGCGCCGUGCUGGCGGGAGUGUUGGGGCAGCGGCAGUGGCAGUUCGACGUCUACUCGCGCGACGUCGAGCUAGCCAACAAGAUGGAGAGCAGUGGGAUGGCGGGGCGCGUACACAUAUCGGAGGUGACACUAAGUUUCCUAAACGACGAGUUCGAAGUGGAGCCGGCGCACGGAGAGCGCCGCGAGGAGAUGCUGCGUCUGGCCGGCAUCAAGACUUACUUCAUUGUCCGAGUACUCAAGCCGUUCGGAGGGGAGGACAAAAGUGCACCCGAGGGCGAGGCAGUGGAGGGUGGCGACUCCGCAGACACGAUGUCCGACCUCAAAGACGACGACGAGGACUCGGUUCUAUCACCGCAAGAAGAGAGCAAGGGCAAUGAAGAAUUGAAAAUACUCGCAAUGUUACAAGAAGAACUCGUGACUCGAGAUGACGACAAGGAGCUAGCGGACGCAACGACGCUUUGCCUGACAUUUAAAGCGGCAGAAGUGGAGGCCGCGUACGCGCGGCGCACGGACCCUUGCCCGAUGGCGGUGGCGGCGCCGCCGGUGCUGCUGCUGCCAGUGGUCGUGGCGCUGGCCAGCUUCGCCGUGCCGCCCUCGUGGCCGCUGCGCGCCGUCUAUCUCGCCUUCGUGCUCGAGACCGGCCUAAUGAACGUCCUCUACUACGCUUACUUCCGAUUCGCCCAGUACAAGAAAAAGUCCGUGAGUCCAUACUGGAAAUUGAUAUGCGGCACGUUUAACAUAGCUAUGUUCGUAGCCGCAAAUAUUGCUCCCUUGAUAAUCUGCGGAAACUACGAGGCCGCCAUCGGCGACGACAGCCCGCGUCCGGACUCGGUCGUGCAAGGCGGCGCUCGGCGCUGCAUACAUCCCUCUUACUAUUAUCACAUAGGCGCAGGCGCCCUCUGCGGAGCUUUAUGGGUGUCGCCGCUGUCGGGCGGGGCGCGCGCGCUGUUCCUGGUGGCGCUGGCGGCGGCGCACGCGGCGCCCGCGGCGCUGCAGCCCGCGCUACUGCACCGCCGCGCCAGCCUUGACCGCGACCCCUACACGUCCAGCUUCAACGCCUCGGCAGACUACAACGAGACCGCUUACGACGUCCUGGCGCAAAUCCACCUCGGCCGACAUAUCCUCAUGCUGUUCUUCAUAGUGAUCGCGUUACUCAUACUGAACAGAUAUACGGAGUCGCUGGAGCGCGCGCGUCACUCGCGCGGCGAGCGCAUGCGCGGCCAGGCCGAGCAAGCGGCCGACCUGCGCCGCAGGAACCAGGCUUUGGUACACAACGUGCUGCCGCCGCACGUGGCGCGGCACUUCAUGGGCGCGAGGCACCACCACCGAGACCUCUACAGCCAGAGCUACGCUGAAGUCGGCGUGCUUUUUGCUUCCAUGCCCAAUUUCUCAGAGUUCUACUCGGAAGAGACCGUCAAUAAUCAGGGCUUGGAAUGCUUAAGAUUUCUGAAUGAAGUCAUAUCUGAUUUUGAUUUGCUGUUAGAGGAUGCGAAAUUCAGCAAAGACAUCAUUAAAAUAAAAACAAUCAGCUCCACAUAUAUGGCAGCAUCAGGCCUAAAUCCCACUCGACAAAUGCAGCCGUCAGACGGCACGCUGGUACGCUGGGCGCACCUGGCGUGCCUGGUGGAGUUCGCGCUGGAGCUGCAGCGCGUGCUGGCCGCCAUCAACGAGCAAUCCUUCAACCACUUCGUGCUGCGACUGGGCGUCAACCACGGACCCAUUACUGCGGGCGUCAUCGGCGCACGCAAGCCGCAUUACGAUAUCUGGGGAAACACCGUCAACGUCGCAUCGAGGAUGGAGAGCACCGGCAAAGCUGGUUGCAUACAGGUGACCGAAGAAACGUGCCAUAUACUUGAGACGUUCGGCUACUAUUUUGAGCAGCGCGGCCUAGUCGCGGUCAAGGGCAAGGGUCAACUCAUGACCUACUACCUGCAGGGCAGGCGAGACGCUUCCGCUGGACAAACUGACAAUACUCACAGGCCUCAUGGUGCCGAGAUAGCAGCCAGUGGGGACACCCUGGCCAACGGCGCGGCACAGCGCGUCGCCGACCCCGAGGCAAACGUCCCGCUUCUAUCCCAGUGAAGCCUCUGGAUCUCUAACAUGUCGAAAAUGCGCUUUUUCCUCGUGGCCAAGCUUACAAACUGUAUUGAGAAAUGGUCAAAGAGUGAACUAUUUGUCGUGUUUAAAACCAUUUUUACACCUUUUUGUUUAAAAAAGUUGGAUGGAUACCGAGGAAAUAUUUGCUUAUUAACAAUUGCAAACAUUUAUAUAUGUACCUAAAUUAUUAAGCUAUUUAGUAAUUAAUUUACUUAUGUGGAGACUGUAUGGAAACGGUUUACUAGCUAUUCGGAUCUAAGAUCUAAUCGAAUAUACUACGUGUCAUCCGUCUAGGUAUUGACUUCGGUUACAGUUAGGGGAGAGUAGGAGACUUGGUUCUAUCGUACCGGUUUUCACUUAAACUUGAUUUUUAAUGAAGAUAGUUAGGUACAAAUGUGUUUGACUGUGCAUAUAAAAGUAUCUUAGCUACACCAAUGAGCAUUCUAAUAUUAAUUUAACAUAGUCAAAAUGCAUUUUUUCGAAAGGUCUGUCGGACAAUUUAGGCAACGGUUGGUAAAAUCGUACCACCAAAUUGUAUGCAUGAAGCAUUUAGGAAAUGUACCUUAUGGUUUAUAUUAGUUUAUAAAAACUUUUUACAAAAAAAAAGAAAACCGACUUCAAAAAGGAUGAAAUAAAAUAUUAUCCAUUUUAAGUCUAUGCGUUACCAACUGAUAUGUUUGAAGUCGGUGCCAAGCCAACUUUGGAAGCAUACCAUGAUUUUGGUGCGAAUCGAUAAGGAUGUACGUUGGUUUGCCUUACACGACGACAAUUAACGUACUUUCUGUAGGUACAGUUGACGUUAAAAAUAUGUUUACACUUUUCGUCUUAUUACAAAGGAGUAAGGUGAAAAAGUGUAACCAUAUCUUUGACGUCGAAUGUACCUAAGAACACACCUCAGAACACACGAUCCAACCUUAGCACAGUCCGUACCAUGUUAGUCGGUACGCAAGCGUGAGAUUGGGACUGAAGUUAUUUCCCGUCCCUUAUUCAGAGAACUACGUUUCAUAGUAUAAAACAAUUCAAGGAAUUUAAUUUCUUGCCAAAUGUCACCUGAAGCGGUUCAGUUGUAUAGCCAUGAAAAGGUGACAAAGAGGCAGACAGAAUUACUUACACAUUUAUAAUAGUUAUUAAUACAGUUCUAAUGGGAUUUAUAGUCAUAAGGCUGAUUAUAUUUGACGGGUAUUGUUACUACUUGGCUUGGCACCGACUUCAAACAUAUCAGUUGGUAACGCAUAGACUUAAAAUGGAUAAUAUUUUAUUUCAUCCUUUUUGAAGUCGGUUUUCUUUUUUUUUGUAAAAAGUUUUUAUUUUUCAAUUUUUAGUUUUAACGCAUUGUUAAGAGCGCGACGCAUGAAUGAAAAACAACAUCAUGACUAACACUAAAUUCGUGUAUCUACUUUAAUAAAUAUGUAAUCAGGAAUUUUCUCGAGUCCGUCUGGGAAAUUACAAUUCCUGUCACUACACUAAAUCCAUCCUCCGCCCCGCCACUGACCCAAUCUCUCAACCCCCCCGAUCACUCUACCUCACAGCGUAUCAACUCCUGAUCCAUGUACCCCUCGGCCCUGAACCAGCAGCCCUACAACCACCAUUACCCGACCCCUUUAUCCCCGACCCCUUAACUCCUAACCCUAACCCCCGAUCAGUAGCCUUACCAGCUUUCCAAGAGUUUGACAUUGAUUUAUUCGCUAGCGUGUGUGUAACUUACUUUCUUUGCAUCUCGCUCGUAUUGGCAUAUUAGUGCGAGCGAGAUGCAUAAAAAGUUAGUUACGAAGACGUUAGCGUCGCUAACUUAGCGAAUAUGUCAAUGUCAAACUCGUGGUACGGCUACACUUGCACUACAUCAAAUUGGCGGUGUUCGGAAGCAAAUGCUUGAGUUACUUUAGAAAACACCGAAAUCACUUUACACGUGCCUUUAAAAACUGAGGAGUUCCCUCAGUUCCUCAUGGAUUCCAUCAUCAGACCAGAACCAAAAAUAAUACGAAAACACCUAGGAGGCAACUCCUUUCAAACAAAAAAAGAAUUACUCAAUUCGGAUCACAGGUGCCGGAGUAAUCGCUGAACAUACUACAUUUAAAAAAUCAUCAUCAUUAUCAUCAAAACAAUCAUCAUCAUCAGGUCUACUUCAUCAAAGUGGUGGUUUUCGGAAGAAAAUGCUCGAGUUGCUUAAGAAAACACCCAAAUCACCAUGCAUGUGCCUUUAAAAAUUGAGGAGUUCCCUCAAUUCCUUAUGGAUCCCAUCAUCAGAACAGAACCAAAUUAAAAUGGGACUAACUCGGAGGUAGCUCCUUUCGAUCAAAAAAAGAAUUACUCAAAUCUGACUACGGAUGUCAGAGUAAUCGGUGAACGUACUACAUUAAAAAAAUCAUCAUCAUUAUCAUCAAAACAAUCAUCAUCAUCAGGUCUACUUCAUCAAAGUGGUGGUUUUCGGGAGAAAAUGCUCGAGUUGCUUAAGAAAACACUCAAAUCACUAUGCAUGUGCCUUUAAAAAUUGAGGAGUUCCCUCAAUUCCUCAUGGAUCCCAUCAUCAGAACAGAACCAAAUUAAAAUGGGACUAACUCGGAGGUAGCUCCUUUCGAUCAAAAAAAGAAUUACUCAAAUCGGACUACGGAUGUCGGAGUAAUCGGUGAACGUACAUAGAAAAAAAAAAAAAAAAAUAGCCACAACCGAAUACAGAACCUCCUCCUUCUAUGAAAUGGAAGUCGGUUAAAAAUAACAAAUAUUGCCAGAAGCCGAAUACGUACUAAUACGAUAUACAAAAACACGUGGUCGUUUAAAUGGUUGGCCAUGCCAUGGUACGAUUUAAACGACUUUUUUUUAAUUAUUAAUAUGAAACAUAAGCAUAAAACAUUGACAAGUUUUAAAAUCAAUGCAAUAAACCCAUAUACAGCAUGGCCCAUUUAGAUCGCUAGUUUUAUUUUUUAUUUAGCAUCAUUUUUAUUUUUUAAAACGUCCGGGUUCGAUUCCCGAGCUGAGUACAUAUUUUUUUUAAAUAUAUGAAUGCAGUUUUUCUUGUUACUCAAAUCGAUGACAUGGUUCCUAAGAAGAGAUCGUCGUAUGUCUUAGUUUCAGAUUUUCCCAUACUGACCGAUCUAAAUGGGUCACCCUGUAUAAUUGUAGUUUUAAAUACUGUUAAUUGCGUAUUUUUAACUUAUCUGCCUAGAUCAUAAGUUUUGUUGUUACAACCCCACGAAAAUCAUGUUUCCUCUCUUUCGUUCGGAUUUAACCAAAAAUGCCAUUUCUGAUCAUCGUGUAAAAAAACUAGGUUCUUAAUGGGAAAUCUAGAACGAAUCUGGUACGAAUUAACCGGCGGUGAAAUAUAGGCGAGUCUCCCCUACAGUCCAAAACAUUGUAGGUAGAGCAUUUAUUUCUUAAACUAAUUUACUAAUUUGACUACUGGAAAAGAAAUUUGAUUUUGGCCACGAGGAACUUAAAAUAUUGUACCUCGGAUAGUUUACGGACAAUCAAACCAUCCAAGAUACAUGCAUGUAUCUAAUUUUAAAUUUAGAAGAUUUCUAAACGUUUAACGUUUGUGGUAGCAGUAGAGUUCAUGUGUAAACUAUCUCGAAUGCUACAAAACUGUGUUUUCCCAAUGCGUUCACUACGUACUCAUUAACUUAACUUGAUGUAACUCUAGUCUAAGGAAAUAUGUAAUGAAAAUGAAAACGCUUUUAAAUGAGUCGGACAAUACCAAGAAUUCAUCCAUCGGAAAAUGGAAAUAAAAAAGCCUAGGUAACACAAUCUGCUAGUGGAUCUGGAUUGCCAUAUCUAGUCUACUCUACACAUGUUUAAGAUUAAACGGUCACGUUUUCUGAAAUGAAAACCUGGAUUACGUAUCAAUUUGUCUGAGACUGACAUGUAAUUAUUUUUGUACUUUCCACCUCAUAGAUUAAAACUUAGAUAGUUCGAUACAAUAUUUAACCACCGGUAGUCAAGCAUUUGUUAUUAUUUUUAAAGGACAUAACAAAAAAAGAUUCAUUAAUCAUUAUUCAUUAUAGAUUCAAGUACGUAGUUAUGCAAAAAAUAUGGAAGUUUUACGCGCCAUGGCAUUGGCACUUCAUAAAGUUUGUAAUGAGCAGACAUCGUAAAUUUUAAGUAUAGCUUUCUCGGUGCAGCGGAGUAGUGUUAACGAAAUUGGUAUAAACAAUUUCGACCCUUGUGCAUUAUUAGCGUUAAUUACGUUAAUAUUAACCUUAAUUUAUCAUUCCAGUUGUAAUUAUCUAGGUACACCAAUUCCGUUAACACCACUCCGCUGCACCAAAAAUGCUAUAAAAUGUACGAUAUCUUAUAACAGUUACUGUACAAUACAUAUAAAACUAUGUAUGUAGGUACUUUGCAGCAGUUCCAGUAGGUAUUCUAAGAUGCACAAGUUGCAUAAAGUUCAAUAAAGCUUUGGUUAGGAAUAGGGAGCAUAGUCCAUACAGCGAUAUUCAAAAAAUAUAAUUUCGUAAUUCAAAUAUGCAAGCUCGAAAGAGAGAUUAAUAACAAAAAUAUUUUUUUGAAGUUCGCGGUAAGCCUUCAGAAAUAUAUAAGCUCUCUGAAUGUACAGUUCAUUAUUUUUAGAAUGCUCUAGGGAAGGGGAAGGUCCAUGCCGACUUCCUGCAAAUUAAAUAAACCUGCACUUCACUCUCCGCUGCAUUCUUUAGGGAGAACCGAACUAUAUAUUUAUAUACCUACCUAAUCGACAUUUCAUUGUUAGUAACGCUAAUAUGUACGUGGCCGAAGUGCUAUUAUAAUAAGUAUAUUAUUAUUCUUCAUAAAAAAUAUUUUAGGUGUGCCUUAAAAAGAGAUAUUUUGUAAACAAAACUGAAUGAUUUCAGUCUGGACGGUAUGGAUGCUUAAUAUAGCCGUAUAAUUUUCUCAAGACAACUACGGAGUUGGUAAAUCAUAAACGCACGUGUACCUGAAAUACAGAGCUUGUAACCUAUGCCAACAAAUAUAGGAAAUAUCCUGCUUUCAACGUUUUUGCAAGUAUUCUCACUGUCGUCACGCAUUAUACGUUAUCUAUUACGUCUAACGGCGGUAAUUAAUAUAAACACUUGACAUUACGAUUUAAUUAGGUUCUUACUUAGUUCUUACUCAUUUUGUGAUUAUCUUGUAGCUAAUAGCGUGAAAGCCGUAGUCCGUAAUGAGUGUUGCACAUGUUUUCAUAAACCGUUUGGUUGUUUGAUUGAUAGUUAGCACUAAAAUGGUCAAACAGCGCCUUCACGAUGCCCGUCAAUUGAAUAACGCUGACCUUAUGCCACCGGGCGCCGCCGUCCAUCCGUCACACUCGUCUGCAUAACCCGCCGCAAUAUAGCCGUAAAACUCGGAGCUAAUGGUUCGAUUUGCGUAUGUAGGUAAAGAGAUACAUUUAUCUACCUACUUAUUUACUUAAGUCUGAAUUUCGCUACUGUUUUAAUGACACAUUUUUUUUAUUUGUGAUUCAAUCAUUUAUUUCAAUCUUAACAUAUCUGAAUUAAAUAAAAUCAACCACCCGUAAAAUUAUUAUUUUAUAUACAAAAUACAUAUUGAAUUAAAUUGCCGUUUUUGACACUAUUGAAUAAACGGUUGCUUACAUGAUUACUUAACAUAUCUACCUAAGUAUAUUAAACCGCAUAUGUUGCAGGACAUCAAUCGGCCCGAUAAAUGUGAAUACCACGGGCCAUUAAUUAAUAAAUGGACAUCUAAAAUUAUUAAUAUUUUAAGAGAUCUAGUUUAAACAAACAUACGCUUAACGUGAGUCUAUACGUAGGAUAUUUAUAGUGUAAGAAAAAGAAAUACGCAAGGUAGAUGUAGUUACAUUUAUGGGUCAACAAUAAAUUGUUAAUUUGUGAAAUCCGUUGGGCGAUAAACAUCAAGAGUGUACUGAUAAUGUGAUGCACAGCCAUCGCGUAAUGCAAGUUACAUAAUAAAAGAUUCUCGCGUAAAUCUAUAUAGAAUUGGUGUUGCCUCCUUUGUAUAAGGACAUCUCCAUGUAUUUUAGUACAUAGUCAUAUUAUUGUGAUAAUCAUUUCUUUACCGUAGCAGAAUUCAGCUUAGCCUCAUUUAGCCAUGUAUCAUACCUCUGUUUUUUGUCUGUGGUCAUUGAUUGUAGGUAGCUUUAGGAUGUGUGCUUUUAUUAAAAGUCGCCUAGAAUAAUUAGCCUACUUAUAGAAAUGUACCGUUGUGGAAGUUCUACUAAAAUAUAGCCAUCUAAUAGAUGAUUUAUAUUUAUUGAGAAUAUCUAUAGUCUAGGUACUACCAUAUUUCAGUACAUAAUGUAGGUCUUUCAAUCGUGAUAUUAUUGUACGUAGUUAAUAAUUAUUUAGAACUACAUACUUAGAGAGAUCGUUUAUUUUUUUCUUUCUAGUGAUAAAUUAUCUUCCUGUGAUUUGUGACUAUUAAUAAUUUUAUACAUAUUUUAGCUCAAUCAACUAAGGUUGAACCUCUCGUGGCUAUAAUUUUAUUAAAUAAAGCAAUAUCUAUGAA